CCCUCGUGCGUCAAUAUGGACAAAUGAGAAAGCGCCAUCUCUCUACCCGGAAAAAGGAUUUCCCUGACAUGAUCUGUUGUGAUUUUUGACACUUUCUCUGGUCGUUGCUAUGUUCUCUCGGACGUUUUUACCUCUGGCCAAUGGAUGCUGAUAAAAUGCGUUUAUGUAUGUCCUAGUCGUUGAAUGUUGAAAGAAUUUUCUGGUCCACCCAGACCGCCCAUGGCCGACCAGCAUGAGUCCAUCGACCUCAGGUCUCCUCCGCUGGACCCAUCAGCAGCUACAGGAAACAGCUGGUUCCCCGGACCCCCCCCACCCAUGUAUUCCUGCACCCUGACCCCCGAGCUGGUGCACAAGGCACGAGAGGAGCUCCAGGAGAAGCCAGAGUGGCGUCUCCGGGAUGUCCAAGCACUAAGAGACAUGAUACUGAAGGAACAGCCCAACCUCAGGACCCGGCUGGACGACGCCUUCCUGCUGCGCUUCCUGCGGGCCAGGAAGUUUGACUAUGACCGUGCCCUGCAGCUGCUGCUCAACUACCACGCCGGCCGUAAGGCCUGGCCGGAGGUGUUCCAGGACCUGAAGCCAUCCACGGUCAAACACGUCCUGGACCUGGGCUUUCUCACGGUCCUGCCACAGCCCGACCCCAACGGGAGAUACAUCCUCUGUCUCCGGCCAGGGAAAUGGAAACCAAAUGAUUAUCCAUUUGUUGACAAUGUGAGGGCCCUUUAUCUGACUCUGGAGAAGCUGAUCCAGCCGGAGGAGACGCAGGUGAACGGUAUUGUGAUCUUAGCCGACUACACCGGAGUGGGCAUGUCCCAAGCGUCCAAUCCAGGCCCCUUCCUCGCCAAAAAAGUUGUAAGCAUCCUCCAGGACGGCUUUCCAAUCAGAAUCAAGGCCGUUAACAUAAUAAACGAGCCCAUGAUCUUCAAAGGCAUCUUCGCUAUAAUAAAGCCCUUUCUGAAGGAGAAGAUGGCAGAGAGGUACGUCCUCCACGGCUCGGACCUGCGCUCCCUGCACCGGAACGUCCCCCGCUCGGUCCUGCCCGAGGAGUACGGCGGCAUCGCGGCCCAGCUGGACUUGUCCGCGUGGUCGAAAGUGCUUCUGAACUGCGAGGAGGAAUUCAUAGUGGAGUUCUGCCAGCCGGAUCCACUAGAGGGCGUGGUGCUUCCAGACGCCAUGCUGUUUGAGGGAGAGCAGGACGACGACACCUUCAGGGGCCUGCGCUCGCAACUAUACUACUGUUACUGAUGCACCCACGCCCACCACUGAGACAACGGUUUCUGUUUCAUCUCAAACAUGCGCGUAGACUUUUACAGGGCAAGUUGCAGAUAUUAUACAUGAUUUAUUUUACUAACUAAGCAGCACUACUAUAGGUAGAUAUACACUUCUGUAGUUCACACAUAGCCCAGCACUCAGUCCUGGUUCCAAGGCAGCUGCAGGCUCUGGCAAAGAGGCUUCUGACAUGCGCCGGUGCAUGUUUGGCCAUUAUUGGUGGCCCUUCUGCAAAGUUAUGUCUGGUACUUAAAGGAUAAGUUCACAUUUGUUUCAUUAGUCAGGCGCCCGUAUGUACACUGAAGCAUGUAGUUAUUCCUCUUGUCCAUACUGAACGUUAAAGGAUCCCUUCCUAAUGUGCUACCAACGUAAGAGAUGGGGGACAAAAUCCAGUCUUUGUUGUGGCAGACCUCUCUCCAUAGCACUGCUGAGGAAGGUCCGGCAACAGGAGCAUACAUUCUGGGAUAGGACAAAAAAAACGCUCUGGGGUUGUUUGUUUCUAUAAACCAAUCGCUUCUGUCUCACUGAGCUCCGGAGCCGCCGUGCCUCUUGCAAAAUAUUGUCGGGAAGGAAGAAGUUGUUUAGGUGCACCCAGCAAAAUAAAACCCCACAUACAAUAUUACAGAAGUUCAGUUUACACAAUAGAAUACAGUAAGGUGAGCUAUUUAAAUUAGCUGAUACAUGGUUAAACCUCAUUAGCUCUUACCAGUAGUGUUGAUUUUGUCACCUAUUUUUAAUUUAGUGUUAGACUUGUGCCAAAUGUCCUUGUUAGUUUUAGUCAUUCACAUAUGUUUUUUGCUAGUCAAGUUUUAGUCGACUAAGUGUCUCAUCAUUUUUGUCUAGCUUUGUCCUCAGCAAUCCCACCAAUCGGUAUAAAGAAACGUCCCAGUUGGAGAGGAACGGCGUAAACUUAUUCUUUGUAAAUCUUUACAGUCAUUUGCCAAAAGAACCAAGCAGGCCAGCCACUGUCCACAUUUUCUUCACAACUUUCCAGAGGUUCCCAGUUAUGCUAACCUUGAAAUACAUUUUUUGCACAGAACCCGGAAUCUGGCUUUGUACCCCAUCACGUUAAAGGUAUCUUAAAACAAAGUAUAGACUAAUGCAAAAGUAAUCCCUCUCAGUCAUCACUUCAUAUUUUUCUACCAUGAAAGAAUUCUAAAAACAGAACUCAAACUGAAAGGUUUUUUUUUUAGUUUCUACACACAGUCUGUCAGUCACAUGCUGGCCAUUAGGGCUCUGUCUGCAUGGUCACAUCACCCCAUAACUCAAAAAAA
Etheostoma spectabile (orangethroat darter) is the source of this 2543-nucleotide messenger RNA. RefSeq names its product tocopherol (alpha) transfer protein-like (gene ttpal). Gene Ontology annotation, molecular function: phosphatidylinositol bisphosphate binding. Bases 184 to 1245 code for a protein of 353 amino acids. The transcript has 6 exons. The record is from RefSeq and is a predicted model, not a curated record. Gene Ontology annotation, cellular component: membrane. Lineage: Eukaryota; Metazoa; Chordata; Actinopteri; Perciformes; Percidae.